GUUUGCUUUUCAUCCUCUUCGCGCCUCGUCUCUGCGCCUUUCGCUAUUUCUUCGCGGCUGCUUCGGUUCGCCUGCUUCGCGUGAAAUAGUUUUUGAUAGAGUCGCUAAAGGAACUUCUUCGCCUCCUUCGACGACGUCGGAUCGGAAGUCACGACGGGAGCUCGCUCGCUGCGAAGGCAUAUUUUUAUGAUGCGUGCAUUAGAUGAUUAUGAUUUGUGCAUUAGUUGAGUUGAUUUGCGUAGCUGAAGAUGGAUCCCACCACGUUCAAGUUGGACGUAGAUGAGCUUCUUGAUGACUUCACUCGGGAUAACUCAACUACGUUGGCAGACAUGAAAAGAGUGUGGUUUGCUAAGAAGUUCUCUUAUAUUUAUGAAGCAAGUCCAAGAUCUAACUCUGUUUUUUUUAUGCAAUCCCUAUUCUCACAUUCCAUUGGUCAUAUGGGUUCAUCGACUUCUCUAUCUCAGAGACUAGGAGGGCUAUACUGCCUCUAUUGUCUUUAUGAGACUCAACCAUACAAGCCUCGUGUGAAGAUUUACUUGUGUCUAGGAGAGCUGAAGAGGCUCAAAUUGCUUGUUGUUGAUGCUAAAGAAAAUGGUAUCCGAGUUGUACCUGCUCUUGUGAAAAGGAUGCUUACUGAGAACAUGCUUCUAUUUGGUUCUUCUGACAGUUGUUCAGUCACACAAAGGGUCGAUGAAGUUACAAAGUUGCAUGACAAGAACCUUCAAAUCGCAUAUGAGAAAUUACUGUCUAAUACUGAGAUUGAAGACUAUGUUCAUAUGAACCUUGGUGUGGAGCUUGGUCUGGAAUCAUUCAAGAAAAUGUCAACAGAAUAUGCAAAAGCAAAGGAGGAAGCUAUUAAAGAAGCUAGCAAUUCUGUGGGCAUGGAGGACCUAAAACACAUAGCAGAAAACAGGAGGCUGGCAAGUGAAAUGGUAGAGAACCUGGUGGAAGAAUGGGAUUCCCAGAAGGAAUCAUUUUACAAGCAGACUGGUAUUAGUAAUUGCCGUGAAUUGGCGCUGGCUGAUGUUGAGGGAUUUGCUGAGGUGGAACGCCUGUUAGAUGAAUGAAGAGCAUCUCCCAGCAUUUCAG
Messenger RNA from Dendrobium catenatum, 1089 nucleotides. RefSeq lists its product as uncharacterized. Gene Ontology annotation, cellular component: snRNA-activating protein complex. Gene Ontology annotation, molecular function: sequence-specific DNA binding. NCBI's taxonomy places the organism in Eukaryota, Viridiplantae, Streptophyta, Magnoliopsida, Asparagales, Orchidaceae. Bases 249 to 1067 code for a protein of 272 amino acids. The record is from RefSeq and is a predicted model, not a curated record. Gene Ontology annotation, biological process: snRNA transcription by RNA polymerase III; snRNA transcription by RNA polymerase II. The transcript is spliced from 8 exons.